Messenger RNA from Etheostoma cragini (Arkansas darter), 3621 nucleotides. Its product is annotated as histone-lysine N-methyltransferase, H3 lysine-36 specific-like. Bases 448 to 1572 code for a protein of 374 amino acids. Gene Ontology annotation, molecular function: protein binding. The transcript has 10 exons. NCBI's taxonomy places the organism in Eukaryota, Metazoa, Chordata, Actinopteri, Perciformes, Percidae. The record is from RefSeq and is a predicted model, not a curated record.
GUGUGUAGGCAUACAUGGUUUACAAGACCAAUUUUCAGGUUUACUCACCAGCAUUACGAGACCAAUCGGGUUACGGAACCGAUUUUGAUGGUCUCGUAAACAAAUCUUUUUAAUGCUAUAACUAUUGAAUAUUAAUUAUAUAUGUCAUUAUGAAUACAUGUGUGAUGACAUAGUUUCUAGUGCUAACAGUUAAUAUAGUUGUUUUACAGUAAUGGCCAACCCCCUGCCUUUCUGACGUUCAUACAUAUUGGUCUCACAAGGCAGGAUGGGUUUGUGAGACCAAGACGUGUGUAUCCAACAGCGCCCCCAGAGGCUGCAAGAGACAUUGCAAGUUACACACGUUUCCGCGAAAAUACACACAAUGACGCGCCAAUUUUACACACAACGCGGGAAAUUCAGUGGGCUUGCAGUGUGGACAGGUCGGGAAGACUGGGAUGAACUUCGAAAAUGAGGCGAGGCAGACUAGACCCCAUUUGUGAUGCACAAAAUCACGUAAGACUGCAGAAGGAGAAAGCGUUGUGUGUCUGGAGAUACAUUGACCCCAUCAAAGGAAGAGGUGUGUUUGCAUUGGAGCCAAUUCAUAAAGGUUCAUUCCUUUUGGAGUACAGAGGAGUUUUGAAGAAGACUGAGAAGACUACUGCGUGGAAUGAGUAUACAUACGUCUUCAAACAUAAAGGAACGGAACAUUGCAUUGAUGCUUCAAGUGAAGAUGGGACACUUGGCAGACUUGUGAAUGAUGCUGAAAAGCCAAAUGCAAAAAUGAAAAAAAUAGAGGUGGAUGGUGUACCCAGUCUUUGUUUGUUUGCCAUUGUUGACAUUGAGGAAGGGCAAGAAAUAACCUAUGACUACGGAGGAGAAAACCUGCCAUGGCGUUCUUACCAAAGGCAUCAAAUAUCCAAGCCUAUGGCUCCAUGUACAGUAGAGAAACCUGUUCUCUACACAGCAGUCGUCUCUCCAUCUACAGACCACUCAACAGUCGUCUCUCCAUCUACAGACCACUCAACAGUCGUCUCUCCAUCUACAGACCACUCACCAGUCGUCUCUCCAUCUGCAGACCACUCACCAGUCGUCUCUCCAUCUGCAGGCAACAAACCAUUUCUCACCUCCACAGUUCUCCCUGAAGAGAAUGAAAGUGACUUCAGUGAAGAGGAGCUAUUGGAUGAUGUAUGUGAUCCAGAAUACGUUCCAGGCUCAGAAAGUGACACAGAGGAUGAGGAACCAAUAAACGGCUUGUUAAACCCAACUUUACAGGUCACUGAAGAAUCACUAAUGGAUACCUCUAUGAACUGUAAUGUCACAUAUGACACCCCUAACACUGGACAAUCUUGCACCAACACAGUACCUUCAACCAGUGUUGUAAAAGCAGGACAAAAUUUCUGCUUCAUUUGCAAGGAUUUUUAUUUCAAAAUCGCGCGGCAUUUUAAAACUCACAUAAAAGAGAAUUCUGAUAUUGCAUAUGCCCUUAGUCUCCCAGCAGGCUCAACCACUAGGAAGAAGCUCCUAGAGAAUCUUCGCAACAGGGGAAACUUUGAGUAUAACAGAUGUGCUGAAAAAAGGAAGUGGUCAGCUUAAAGUGAAGCGCAGAGCCAAGAAGGUUGAAUGGAAAAAAUAUGAAUAUUGUAUCCAUUGUAAGGGUAUGUUUUUGCGACCAGAACUAUGGAGACAUAUGAAAAGGUGCUCCUCCAAACCAGAGGAACAAGAUCAUAAAGGAAGAAAAAGGGUGCUCGGCCUAGCAUCUGCAAUCCAGUCAGCAUGUUCAAGCACAGUUGAUGAUGGGGUGCUUAAAAUGUUAAGCCAUAUGCAUGACUAUGUCAUUGCAAGUGUUAUUCGUAAUGACUUCUGCCUUCUUCGGUAUGCUGACACCCUUUUCGCAAAACAUGGACAUGACCCUUCAAAACAUGACUAUAUCCGCCAAAAAAUCCGUCAGCUGGGAAGAUUCCUGCAAACCAUCCGCAAAAGGUCUUUAAUCCUAACCUUAGAGGAUGCCAUAAAACCAGGAAAUUUCAUGGAAGUAAUUGAAGCAGUAAAAGAAACAGCAGGAUUUGAUAAAGAAAAGAACUGUUACAAAACUCCAAGCCUUGCACUUAAAAUUGGACACUCACUGUUGAAAGUGAGUGACAUCAUUCAUUGUCAUGCUCUUAUGGCAGGAGAUGACAACUUGAUUAAAUCCUCAAAAGCGUUUCAGAAGCUUUAUACUGCAAAGUGGUCGGAGUACAUAUCCCACUGUGCCUUAAGCACCAUUAGUGACUUGAAAUAUAACAAAACAGCCACAUUACCGCUCACUGAUGUAACAAAAUUUAACAAGUAUCUUGACAAAACUGUUGACACAGCAACUACUGCAUUGAAGAAGGAGACAACAGUACAGAACUAUUCCAGCCUUGCAAAAGCCGCAUUGACCAAGAUUGUCCUUUUCAAUAGACGUGUUGGGGAGGUGUCAAAGAUGAAACUGAGACAUUUUCUGGAAAGAAACAAAGAAACCAACACCAUUGAUCUAUUGGGGCUGUCAGAGUGUGAAAAGAAACUUUGCAACUAUUUUGAGCGUGUUGAACUAAAAGGAAAAAGGGAGAGAAAGGUAGCAGUGCUGCUGACACCUAAGAUGGUAAAUGGACUCAACAUUAUGAUUGAGAAGAGGAAGGAAUGUGGUGUCCCGGACCAAAAUGAAUACUUGUUUGCUGUACCAAAUUGUCUGACUUACUACAGAGGACAUCAGUGUCUCAGACAGCUCGCAGAUGAGUGUGGUGCCAAGAGGCCAGAGUAUCUACGAUCAACUCAACUGCGCAAAGACAUAGCGACCACCUCACAAAUCCUGAACUUGAAGAGCAACGAACUAGAUCAGCUUGCUGAUUUUAUGCGGCACGACAUAUCAGUACAUAGACAGUUGUACCGUCUGUCAGAGCCUACCAUACAGAGUGCCAAAAUUUCCAAGUUGCUCCUUGCACUGGAAAAGGGAAAGAUGCAUGAGCUUAAAGGAAAAUCUCUUGACGAAAUUGAAGAUGUCACAGAUGAUGAUGAAGAUGAGAGUGAGGAGGAACAAACAUUCACAACAAACAUUCACAACAAAGCAGAGGUAGAUUGUCCUCGUGAACUGAACGACAUGGACACUCGUGAUGCAGAUGGACUCCUUCCUGUACAUAAUGUACCCAAAGAAAAGACACGAAGACCAUGGACCAAAGCAGAAGAAAAAGCUGUGCUGAGACAUUUCAAGUCUCAUAUAAUUAAAGGUCAUUUAGCAUCAAAGAAGGAGUGUGUGGUUUGCAAAGAAUGUGAACAGCCAGCACUGAGAAAUAGAACAUGCCAAAACAUUAGAGACUUUGUGAGAAACAAGGGGCUGACUUUUAAGCGCCAAAACCGCCACCCACACUAAAUAACAAUAUGUGUGCAGCCAGCGUUGUGACGAUAAACAAAAAAUAAUUUUCAAUUAAUAAUCGUUAUAUUCUACAUUAUAUAUUAAGUGUAAUUUUUUUAAUGCUUUUCUGCGAAGUUGCCGGUAACAUCUGGCGGGGGGGACAGCCAAUGUAAAUCAGCCUCUAGCUGCAAUUGGGGUGCAAUAAUGUUGUUGUUUUUCCAAUAUGUUCAAUGUUGCACAUCGUCCCUUUUGAAAUAAAUGAAUUGAAAUUGAAA